AUGCCAGUCUUACGACCACGCAAAUUAAAGCCUGAAACGGCCCCUACCUCAACUGCGGGACCGAGCCAAUCUCUUCGUCCACGGAAGCAUCUAUCAAAGAUUCCAGGCGGUAUACCUGACAUCAACAAACGUUCCCGUAGACGCAAAGGGGAUGAAACAUUCUCCCCUGUUAUGUACCCAAGUCCCAGGAUUCCUCUCGAAUUGUGGACAAUGGUGUUCAGAGAGUUGGAGAAGUAUUCUGACUUGGCGAAUGCCAGCCGUCUAUGCCGUAUCUUGCAAGCGGAAGCGGAGUCUGUUCUAUACCGCGAGGUCGUCUUGGAACGCGUCCCUCAUGUUCGGCGAUUCGCGCGUGCCCUGGCUUCGAAUCCUCAUCGCGCGAAUGCCGUUCGCGUCCUGUACAUGUUCGAUAAUGGCCAUUUUAAGAAUGUCCCGGAUAUCAUCAACAGGAUCCUCGAGUCAGUGAAGAAUUUGAAACACCUACAGAUAUACGUCCAUUUUGACCAGGAAGAAUCUCUCCUCAGCGAUCUCCAUGAACAGUUGAAGAAGUGUACUUUCGAACUUCAGCGGUUUGGCUCUAACCUCGACUUCCUACCGGACCUUUUCGAGUUUCUCGCUGGUCAGCCAGGGAUCGAGCGGCUGAGCUCGAAGCCGGGAUCUUGGUGUGAGUCAAAAGCCGAGAUGCCCGCUGAAUUUCUACCUCGUCUCAAGAUUCUGAGCGCCAACAUGACGGCCAUGCCGGUAUUUGUGCAUGCACGGAAUGUCACCCAUCUAGACAUUUUCCUAUCGGAUCAGGACACAGUCGACCGUGCCCUAAGGAUAUUCGGCGAUCAGCUAGUCAGUUUGAAGCUCACUCGUCUGGUGGAACUUCGUAGCCAGGCCUUCCCAAUUGACCUAUUCCGCAAUGUGGUUGCGCCCGUACGAUAUCUUGAAAUUGCGGACCUCACACUCAUGGUUCCUUAUGUGGCGCCUUCCCAAACGAUCGACUAUUCGUACAUAAAUCAGCCAGGGGUCAAGUUGCAGCGCUUUAUAUGGAUGCCCGACUGGGUACAUCCGCACCAUACCGACAGCCCGUUCAUGACAAUUGAAGAACGUCAGGCCGCUGCUCGCCGUUUCGCGCAGGGAAUUUUAGAGGCUUGCAAAGACUCAAUCCAGGAAUUUAUCUACCUACAGGACUGUCACUCAUACAUACAGUGCUCGCUGGAUGAGAAUGGUCAGCUUGUUGAGACGGAGAGGCCGGAAGCCACGAUCGAGAAAUGCACAAGUCGGAAGUUCUCAAAGGCGAAGGACAAUCCGUUCGUCACCCUCGUCAACUCUCGCGACCGAUCGACCAUGUCGUCGUCCACAUUCUUCAAAGCAGGAGAUGGAAGCUCUCUCCACUACGAAACCUCUUUGCCCCCAGCGUCGGCUACAUCAUCGAAACCUACGCUUGUAUUGUUGCACUACUGGGGUGGUUCGAUCCGCACGUGGCACAAGGUCAUCGCUCCCUUGAAGUCUACUUACCCAAUACUCGCCGUCGAUUUACCCGGAUGGGGCGCAUCAUCUCUCCCCGGCGGGGAAGAUGUCAAGCUUACUAUAGCAUCCACGGCGAAGUCGAUUAUGACGCUUCUCAUGAGCUUACCUUACGAAUUCAGCGCACUCGGAUUUGUACUCACUGGUCAUUCCAUGGGCUCAAAAGUCUGCAUGGCGCUUCUUGAGGCCGCCCACGACGCGGGGCAACCCCUGACAAUCAGAGGCAUGGUCCUUAUCGCGCCAGCGCCACCGUCCCCUCUCGUUCUUCCACUGGAGAUGCGCGAACAGCAAAAACACGCGUACGACUCCCCCGAAUCCGCUGAGUGGACUGUGAGCAAUGUGUUGGCGCGUCGGGAGAACCUGUCCGACGAGGAAUUGGCUCUCAUUGUCGGAGAUAGCGUGCGAGCGGCCAAGGUAGCGAAGGAGGCUUGGCCAUUGUACGGAAUGGCCGAGUGUAUUGAUGUGCCGCAAGGUUCCGCGAUGGACGUCGUGGUUCUAGCCGGAGCGAUGGACAUUGUUGAGACGAAGGAGAGAGUCAAGGCGGAGGUCGUCGAUGUGUUGCUGAAUAAAGGCUAUGUGGUCAAGUUUCGUCUGGUGGAGAAUGUAAAACAUUUGAUCCCCCUGGAGGAUCCAGAAGCGAUUGUUAACGAUAUUCGUACAUACUUUUAG
Molecule: messenger RNA, 2178 nt
Organism: Fibroporia radiculosa
Lineage: Eukaryota; Fungi; Basidiomycota; Agaricomycetes; Polyporales; Fibroporiaceae
Exons: 5
Coding region: 1-2178 (725 amino acids)
Source: RefSeq, a predicted model, not a curated record